This is a messenger RNA of Alternaria ethzedia, 513 nucleotides long. RefSeq lists its product as uncharacterized. Bases 1 to 513 code for a protein of 170 amino acids. The record is from RefSeq and is a predicted model, not a curated record. The transcript is spliced from 3 exons. Lineage: Eukaryota; Fungi; Ascomycota; Dothideomycetes; Pleosporales; Pleosporaceae.
AUGCCGUCUUUACUUCCCCUCCUCAUCACCCCAGUCACGCAAAAGGUCGCACCGAUUGAGAGUCUUUUGACAAGUCUUUUGCCGAAAGUGGCCAGUGGCCCACCACCACUGUUCGAGCCGACCACCCCGGCAAAAGACGGGCCGGAGUGCAUUCAGGACUGUUCAUCAUGUGACAUCACAUACCCGGAGAAGUUCAAGAUCAAUGAGACCGAGAAUUUGUACGGUACUGUCAUGCCUUGGGAGAGACAUCUCCUCGUUGCGACUGGCAAAGCCAAUUGGAUCAGCAAUUUCAUGAGUGAGGAAGGCAGCAUCGGAGAAGCCAUAGCCAAGACACAUGGACAUAUGGUCGAGAAGAAGUUCAUGCUUUCCGCAUCCAACAUCCCCGUACCGGACUACAGCGUCAACAAGAAUCCCGACGACGAACCAAUCUCUUCUGUCCUCCUUCUCCCAGCUUUCGUCAUCGUUGAUUGCCCCAUGCAAUACCUCGUCAUUGCUUCCGCUCAACUCGCUUAG